AUGACUAUUCCAUCUUCUCUUUCUACUCAGCUUUUAUCAUCCUCUUUAGCUAUGUUGCCUCUGAGCGGUUAUUUUAGUCAACAAGAAAAAGCUUCUCAAAAUAUAUCUUCUUCUAGUACAAGUGAUUUGGGUUCUCCAACUGCUCCUCAACAACCAACUCAUAAUGUCGUUUCUCGACGGGUGGCUCAUCAAAAGCAACAACCCUUGCAAAAAAAUUCUCUUUCUACGGCCAUCGUCUCUAAUCCGGAAGCCAGUAACAUGGGUAACCUUAUUACUGCCAGAGCAAGUCUACCUGCACCCGCAACUACUACAUCGAACAAUAAUCGUCGUAAUUCUUUGUCUAAUGUACCCGCUUCUCAAUUAUCUACCGCAUCACACCCUCAUAGAAGAAAGAAACUUUCAAACAAAUUAAAUAGAAAGAAAAUUGACCAGGCCAUUGCUUUCUCUGCCUUUGCAGUAGAAGAAGAUCAUCAAGGAAAUCCUGAUUAUGCCUUGGUAGCAAAAUUACGAGAAUUUAUGGAUCGCACAGGCUUAUCUGAAGAAUUCAAUAUAACUGAUAAUUCCUCAAAAACACAAGUUCCACCCACUACCUCGCAGAGUAAUAGGUCUGAAGGUCCUGGAAUAUCACAACACAUAAUUCAGGCCGCAAUCACAAGCGCUGUAGCACUUAAACAGUCACCAAUUCCAGACGCUAUAUCAGCGACUGUUAAUUACACCAUGAAUAAAAUUAAAACUAUUGAUGAAGCUUACGGUUUGCAAGAUAAAGCCUGGGAAAUUUCUCGAACUGGAAUCAAUUUGGCCCUAGAGAUCGAUCAACAAUAUAAUGUGCACGAAAAAGUUGGAAAUGCCCUGUUCGUAGGAUUAGCCGCUGCAAUGAAGGCUGGAAUUGCUUAUAAAGAUUCGCCUUCAUAUCGUGAUUUGAAAAAAAUGCAAGUAGAUUACGGAACUGCUGGAAAUGAUAAUACUCUUGCUAUUACUGAUGAAUCUUGA
This is a messenger RNA of Racocetra fulgida, 990 nucleotides long. Lineage: Eukaryota; Fungi; Glomeromycota; Glomeromycetes; Diversisporales; Gigasporaceae. The record is from the annotation of a GenBank genome assembly.